GCUCGCCGCCGGCCGCGCGCGGCUGGAGGCGCGCAACAGGAUCCAGCACGAGUUCUGGGACGCCCGCCUCCACCAGGCGGAGCUGAGCAGAAGCAGGUGGGAGGCGGCCUGCAGGGAGCUGCUCCCUUCCGAUGAUCCCAAGCUCGCCGGUCAGGAAACAUUGUGCCCCUAAAUUUGGCAUACCUUUUUUUUGUGAGUGAAUUCCAUUUUUUACCUUGUAGUUGUACAUUUGUGACACAUAUUACCCUAUUUAGUGGAACUUUUAUCGAAAUGUCAGAUUUUGGAGACUUUUAACACGGUUUUAUCCCAGUUUUACAUUUUGUUUGUUUAUGGUCGAUAGGAUCGGCAUGUUGCGUCAUUGAUUCGUAAAAAAAACUGUAAGGAUCGGAGGGCAUCAUUGCGAUCUUGUGCAAACUUCUCUUGUCUAUCUGUUCCACUCCUUGUGGCCGUCCACAUGUUUUUGGAUACAGGGCGUCACCUCACACCUUACCUGAUGGACACGCAUCAAAAAACGAGGGUCCAAAGAUUUUAAAAGGGGUAUUCUAGACGAAUUUUCACUCGAAGGGGUAAUAAGUGUCACAAAUGUAUAAAUAUGGGGUAAAAAGUGGAAUUCACUCUUUUUUUGUUGAUUUAUGAGAGUUUUCAUGAUGUGCCUGCUAAAUGUCAGUUUUGUUGGUCAUUCCGCUUCGCCGCAGCCAGAUGGACAAGACCUUAGGGUUAUUAAGAUUAACUGAAUAGCAUUUCCAUUUUAUAUCUUUUCGAUGAAGAUAACCUGUACAAUGAGGCACCUAAUGUUGCUACUGAUGCCACUGUUGGUACUUAUUAAUUAUCCCAGAAGCAUUUGGUUCAGCUUGUGAAUGCCACUGAUUUUCUUGAUCAUGGAUUUGCAUCCGUGCUUGUCUUUUUGUAAUGUUUAGGUACAGCUGAAGGAAGUUGGAACUUGUGUACUGCUUAAUGAAAACACUGCGGAUCAUGAGCACAAUUCCGGAGAUUUAAUAUCAGAGCGAAGAAAGUUAAAGCAGGUCUAUGAGUCCAUAUGCUCGAAUAAGGAUAAGGAAGCUACUGAAGCAGUGCAGAAGUUUCAACAGAAGUUAGAGGAGCUGCACGUGGCAGCCUGUAAGAAGGAUGAUGAGAUUGGAAGAUUGCAGGCAGAAGCUCCUGCAUCCACAAAUAAGACACUGGUUCUUGAGGGCAAGCUAAAUGAGAUGCACUCCUUGGAUAAGGCGAAUGACAUCCAGAGCCUCAAAGUUGGGCAACCUGUGACUCAUAAACACAAGCUUGCCUUCUUAUCAACUGUAAGCAUUUCAUUUUGGAGUAUAUUUCUGGCUCAUACUAUACCUUGUUUCCUUUCCGUGGUAUUUCUUAUUGACCUGCCUCCAAAGUUACCAUACAUAGUCAGUAGUGAAUGUUGACCAGGUUGAUAUUAUGAUUAAUGCGCUGCUAAAUAAUUUUCCAUGAUAUCUUUUCUAGAACCGAGUAGAUCUAGAGUUUCACAAGAAUUGUUGUCAAGAUCAACCUUCUAUGAUUUUAACACAUGAAACCUUCGUUCGCUUGUUCAGCACUUAACAUUGCCCCAUAAUUGUUCCUGGCCAGUGAGCCAUCUAAUUUACAGAUUGUCAGCAGUUUGCUGGCCAAAGAUGAACUUAAGGGAUGAUAUUCUAAAUUACAAUACACUUGUUGGUCUCAAUCUCUAGUUCACCCUAUGUAGAGCAGAUGAUCUUGGAUUCAUUGUUCUGUAGCAUUCUUGUAUUUUUAUUUACAAUACGUGGAUUAAUUUGGAUGGGUUGUCAACUCAACCUUAUUCACCCCCCUCCCCUUCCGUGUCUUGUAUAUACUUGUAGUUGUACCUCUUGUCUCCAACAUCAAUUCCAUAGCUGAAAAGCUUUCGGUCCAGUUUGUGCAUGUCGCUAAUUUUCUUAAUCAUUGUGCUGUAUCCAUACUCCUGUAUCUUAAUAAUGCUAGAUACAAUCCAAGGAAGCUGGAAAUAGUGUAGAGAUUAUUCAAGAGAAUGCAGAUCAUGGGGCCAUCGCAGGAGAUUUAAGAGCAGAGCUAAGAAAACUGAAGCAAGCUUAUGAGACCCUUAGCUCAAACAAGGAUAAGGAAAUUUCUGCAGCACUUGCAGUGGAGGAUUUUCUUUUGAACAAACUGCUGAGAAUGGACAAGGACAGCGCAGGGCUCCUCAAGAUAAAGGAAGUGGAGGCAGCACAAGCUAACGAAGCAGCACAAAAGCUUCAACAGAUUGUAGAGGAGCUGCAAGUGGCAGUCCGAUAUAAGGCUGACGAGAUUGGCAGAUUGCGAGCAGAAGCGGGGCCCCUUAAGAUAAAGGAAGUGGAGGCAGCACAAGCUAACAAAGCUGUGCAAAUGCUUCAGCAGAAUGUAGAGGAGGUGCAAGUGGCAGUCAGAAAUAAAGAUGAUGAGAUUGGCAAAUUGGGAGCAGAAGUGGGGCACCUUAAGAUAAAACAAGUGGAGUCAGCACAAAAGCUUCAGCAAAAUGUAGAGGAACUGCAAGUGGCAGUCCGAAAUAAGGAUAUUGAGAUUGGCAGAUUGCAAGCAGAAGCGGGGAUCCUUAACAUAAAAGAAGUGGAGGCAGUAAAAAAGUUUCAGCAGAAUGUAGAUGUGCUGCAAGUAGAAGUAUGAAAUAAGGAUGAUGAAAACUGUAGAUUGCGAGCAGAAGCUGCUAAUGCAUUAAAAAUGGUACUGACUCUUGAGGGUAAGCUACUGGAAAUGCAGUCCUUGGUUAAGGAGAAGGACGAUGAAAUACAAAAACUGAAAAUUUGGCAACCUGAGAGUCUGAAAUGCAAAUGUGCUUCUUCUAUACCAGUUAUGAAGAUCAGUGUCAGGGUACACAACGGCAUGAGCAGGUGCCACUCUCUUGAGGUUGCGGAAUCAGACCUGAUUUACAAUGUGAAGGCUAAGUUGAAGGCGGAGGUCUUGUUUAUAGACGAUGCCAUAAUAGAGUAUGGCAGUAAGACGCUGGCGGACAGCUGUGCCCUGAAGGAUCUGCACAUCCAGGAGGGGGCCCAAUUUGAAGUCCGAUAUCCGAACCUAAUCUUUGUGAAGACACCGACUGGCAGAACAACUCGGUUAUUGAUUGAUGAUCACUUUUCAGACACUACCAUAUACAGUCUAAAGGAGAAGAUAGCCAAUGAAAUCGGAGUUGCCCCAGAUGAGCAGCGCCUCAUCCAUGCUGGGAGGCAGGUGGAGGACGACCGCACCUUUGCUGACUACUACAUACAGCAUGGGUCUAUCCUUCAUGUUUUGGUGAGACCCCGUGAAGCCAAAGCCCAGAUCUUUGUGCGGACGUUAACUGGCAGCAAGACGAUGAAUUUUUGGAUUGAUCAUCACUUUUCAGGCACCACCAUACGUAGUCUAAAGGAGAUGAUAGCCGAUGAAAUCGGAGUUGCUCCAGAUGAGCAGCGCCUCCUCCUUGCUGGGAAGCAGGUGGAGGACCACCGCACCUUUGCUGACUACCGCAUACGACCAGAGUCUAUCCUUCAUGUUGUGUUGAGCUUGAAACCAAAUGUUGACAAUCCCCGAAUAAAAAAGAAAAGGAAACUCAGUCGUGAGGAAUGCGAGCAACUGAUCCGAAGCCGAAGCCACGGUUCAGCUUGUUGAUGUCCGCUUCCCUGCUUAUACAGUUCAGAGUUUCAGAGUUCCGAUGCCCACAAGUAUUGUGUAUGUCACCUGGGAGGCUGGGACGUGUUGUCUGCACGUAACAGGGGACUAAACUUUUGUUGAUUUCGCCGUACUUAUUAAUAGGGGACAUAUGAGUAUGUGGCUCGGACCAACUAGUAGAUUGUUGAUUGCGCGCAUCACGUGAAUGAGAUGGCCUUUAUUUGCAUCAACUAAACCCAAAAUUGCGAAUAUAUAUGGUAAGCUCAGUAUGCAUGCAAAUGCAACCAUAGUUAAACUGUACUAGCAAGUUUGGUUGAUUAUCUUAUUGCUGAAUCCUUGACGAUAAAGGGUUUUCCCCUGCUUUAUAGAUAAAGCAUCAUAUUGCUGAA
Molecule: messenger RNA, 4004 nt
Organism: Triticum aestivum (bread wheat)
Lineage: Eukaryota; Viridiplantae; Streptophyta; Magnoliopsida; Poales; Poaceae
Product: polyubiquitin 11
Exons: 3
Coding region: 2692-3615 (307 amino acids)
Molecular function (GO): protein binding
Source: RefSeq, a predicted model, not a curated record